CAGAUAACGUGACGGAACAUGGAUACCUGACCUAUCUGUCGCAUACCAAUGCUGCGGCAAACAGCGGUGUCUGGCUCGCAGGCUGAGGAAAAACCUGCAUCGGGAUAUGUGGUGGGUCACUCAAAGCCACAUUCCCCUCGGGGCAAUAGCGUGACAAAAUAAGUUCUCGGCCCUUAUUAGUUUGGGUAAGGGGAAGCGACGAGCAGACAGGACCCAUCGACGAGGGAAACACGCUGGAAAUGUGAUUUGGAAAUCACUAUCUGUCGCCUGGAUGGAGAUGUUCGGUUAGUAUGAUCGAAUCGCUGAAUUUUAAGAUUCAGCCGCUGUUGUCGGGCUGGGAUUAGCUUUGCGAUUAGCUUGGGGUUUGCUUUUUUUCUUUUGUUCUGCUUAUGGGUUUGGGUUUAAAGUAUUUAUAUACCCUUUUGUGCGUUGUCCGUCGUUGAUUUAAUUAUUGACAUCGAAAAUGGCUUCUCCCUUUACUGUCACAGAGCAUGUGGUUGAUUGCCAGCAUAUUCGGGAGUAUUCCCGGGCAACGCGAACGGCGGAAGAUCCCCUGAAGCUGGUGGUGAAGAGAUACACCCCCAAGUCGAACCCAAACCCGCAACCUGGAGAUGUCACCAUCAUCGGUGCCACCGGGGGCGGAUUUCCCAAGGAAGUCUACGAGCCGCUCUGGGAAGAGGUGUAUGGCAAAUUGAACCGCCAGGGCCGGCGUAUCCGCUCGAUCUGGAUCGCGGAUUCGGUGAACCAAGCUGCAAGUGGCAUACUCAAUGAAGAGCACCUCGGGAACGAGCCGUCGUGGCUGGACCAUAGCCGUGACCUGCUCUACAUGAUCAAUCAGUUCAAGGCCGACAUGCCCCGCCCGAUUAUGGGGGUCGGGCACAGUCUGGGGGCUGGACAGGUUGCGCUUUUAUCCCUGAUACACCCCCGUCUAUUCACUUCACUCGUUCUCAUCGAACCUGUGAUAGCGAAAGACGUGAUAGACGGAAAAGGCCCGAUAUUCGCAAAGCUUUCGCUCGCUCGAAAGGACGUCUGGCCAUCUCGGUCCCAUUCAGCAGCAUAUUUCAAAAAAGGAUACAAGAAGUGGGACGCGCGAGUCCUCGACCUAUGGCUCAAACACGGUCUGCGGGAUCUCGAGGAUAUAUCAACCCCCGACCCGGAAUCCAGACCGGUCACUCUCGCCACAACCAAGCACCAAGAAGUCGCUCAGUACCUGCGCAGCAACUUCCCGAACAGGCGACCACUAGACAUCGACAACGACCCAGACACUCAAUUCUCGCACGACCCCAGCUUAUACCCCGACAUCAUCGGGCCCUCAUCUGGCAUCUAUCCGUUCUACCGCCUGGAGCCCAUCCUCCUAUGGAAGAUGAUAAAGCACCUGCGGCCGUCAGUCCUCUACCUCUUCGGCGACCAAAGUCCCGUCUCCACACCCACGAUGCGCGCCGAAAAGCUACACCGCACAGGCAAAGGCAUUGGCGGGAGCGGGGGAUACAAGACCGGUCGCGUCAAGGAGGUGACCAUCCCGAAUACAGGACACCAUCUCCCCUUCGAGGAUGUUUCUGGUGUAUCUGAAGCGACUGCCGAGUGGUUGUGCCAGGAGACGAAACGGUGGGGAGAAGACGAGAAGAGGAUCCUGGGGGGGUGGCUGGAGAUGUCGACUAAGGAACGAUCUUCUAUCCCGCAGGAGUGGCACGGGCAUUUAGAGUCGUUUUCUGUGCCAUCGAGACGGUCGAAGCUGUGAGCUGUGAUUGGG
Messenger RNA from Aspergillus heteromorphus CBS 117.55, 1750 nucleotides. RefSeq names its product alpha/beta-hydrolase. The transcript has 4 exons. The record is from RefSeq and is a predicted model, not a curated record. NCBI's taxonomy places the organism in Eukaryota, Fungi, Ascomycota, Eurotiomycetes, Eurotiales, Aspergillaceae. Bases 464 to 1738 code for a protein of 424 amino acids.